GCUGGUAUCCGAAUCUCUCGGUCACACAAGAUUGGUUUCGUCACUGGGUCUUGAUCCGCCGAGUGGAAUCGACCGUCGGCGCCGCCGGUGAAUCGUUGGCUGCCUGGCAUGGGGAAUGGGAUAUCAAGUGGCAGCAGGCCAAGCGGCGGCAACGAAGUCUCUUUGGCGCAGAUCCCGGAGAACGAAAAGUUCUUUGGACUGGAGAACUUUGGCAACACGUGCUACUGCAAUGCCGUCCUCCAGGUGCUUUACUUUUGCGCGCCGCUUCGAGCACACUUGCUCUCGCAUGUCCAGCAGAAGGGUCUGGCCAAGAGGAAGCUCGACGUUAAGGACAAGACUCUUCUCGAUUGCAUGGCCGAGCUAUUUCACAAGAUCUCGAUGCAGAAGAAAGCCAUGGGGUACGUCACGCCCAAGACGUUCGUGGCGAGGCUGCAGCUCGACAACGAAAUGUUCCGCGGCUCGAUGCACCAAGACGCACACGAGUUUCUCAACUUCGUGCUGAAUGCAAUGUGCGAUCAAGUGGAAGCCGAGCUCAAGGCGGCGACAGGGCUCACGUCGUCGGUUGUGUCUGCACCGCCGUCACCGACAUCGCCUUCGUCCGCCUCUCCGUCGCCGUACAAGACUUGGGUGCACGAGAUCUUUGAAGGCGUGCUCACAAACGAGACGAAAUGCCUCGGCUGCAGCACCAUCACAAACCGCGACGAGGCCUUCCUCGACCUCAGCGUUGAAAUCGAACCCAAUACAUCCUUGACCGCGUGCCUCAAAAAGUUUGGCGCAGUCGAGACGCUCGCAGGGAACGACAGGUUUUUCUGCGAUACGUGCCAUGCCCUGCAGGACGCCGAGAAGCGCAUGCACAUGAAACGGAUUCCGCACGUCCUGGCGCUGCAUCUCAAGCGGUUUAAGUACAUGGAGGAGUCGCAGUCGUUUGCAAAGCUAUUCCACCGCAUUUUAUUUCCAUCCGAGCUCAAGCUUCCGCGCGUGCUGGUACGGCUUUGUCGAUGCAGCGCAACGGCGUCGUUCGAUAGGACUCACGGACGCGUCCUCUUCCUAAUUCGACGGCCCCAUUCUAGACGGAUGCAGCUUCCCUCGACUCGACCAAGGUGUACCAGCUGUUUGGCGUAGUUAUUCACAUUGGCAACGGCAUGGACCACGGCCAUUACGUGAGCAUGGUGCGAUGCCAAGAUGUGUGGGUCGUCUUUGACGACGAGAGCGUUCAGAUGGUCGAGGACGACAUGUUAGAGCAGUGCGUUGGGUUCUCGGACGAGGACCCGAACGCGAUCCCAUCCAACACGGCAACGGGCUACUUGCUGUUUUACACCCUGCUCGACUAGGAUAGAGGGAGACUGAAUCUCUGGUAACUUAUCACGCAACAAGCAUGGAAAUGUCGCG
This is a messenger RNA of Aphanomyces invadans, 1389 nucleotides long. RefSeq lists its product as hypothetical. NCBI's taxonomy places the organism in Eukaryota, Oomycota, Saprolegniomycetes, Saprolegniales, Verrucalvaceae. The coding region runs from base 109 to 1122 and encodes 337 amino acids. The record is from RefSeq and is a predicted model, not a curated record. The transcript has 7 exons. Gene Ontology annotation, biological process: protein deubiquitination. Gene Ontology annotation, cellular component: nucleus; cytosol. Gene Ontology annotation, molecular function: cysteine-type endopeptidase activity; cysteine-type deubiquitinase activity.